AUGUCCCACCGCGACGAUGACCACAAAGAGCCGGACCUCGUCUCUCUGCUGUCCGGCGACCAGCGCGCAGAGCUCACCCUCCUCAUAGCCACCGCAACAGAGCGCAUGCGUCGUAACAUCACCGAGAUAUUCGACGCCCCAGCACCAGCACCAGCACCACAGCCAACUCCCCCAGCGGCAGCCAAAGACCCAGCUGCAGAGGAAGAAAAAGGGGGAGCCAAAGACACUGCUGCUGAGAAGGAGCCCCACAAAAAAAGCAUCCGCCUGCAGGAGCUCCAGAAGACCGCUCUCACCUCCUUCGACGCCUGGUCUUCCGCCGUUCUGCAGCGCAUCAGCGAAGCCGUCCACUCCGACGUCACGCCCACCGAACAGACCCGCCUCCUGCGGCGAGCAUCAACAAUAGCUUCCGAGUCGCCAGCGCCCGCAGUACCAGAGAUCUAUGCACCCAUCCCCACGCCGCUCACGUCGAGCCUUCCACCCGACUACCCACCCAUGGUGCUCCACGCACUACUCCUUCUCCUCCUCUCCCUCGAGCGCUACGAUGCCCGCUCGCGCGUCCUUCUCCUCAUCACCGCCUCCUCCCUCCACGUCCCCGCCCACCACCUCAUCACGCAAGAAACCCAGACCGCCCACGUCCUCGUCAAAGCCGCGCAGAUGUCCGGCGACGAAGAGUCCAAAGCCCGCUCCGACGCCUCCAAGUCCAGCAAAUGGUGGAAGGUCGGCCUCGCCUCCGUCGCUGGCGCUGUAGCCAUCGGUGUGACCGGCGGGCUCGCCGCGCCCCUCGUCGCCGCGGGCGUCGGCAGCGUCCUGGGCGGUAUCGGCCUCGGCGGCACCGUCGCCGCAGGCUAUCUAGGCGCUAUGGCAUCGAGCGGCGCCAUCGUGGGCACGCUGUUUGGCGCGUAUGGCGGGAAGAUGACGGGCGAGAUGAUGGAGCGCUACGCGGCGGCCGUGAAGGACUUUGCCUUCAUCCCCGUGCAGACACGCGCCGAGCGGCUGCGCGUCACAAUCGCCAUCUCGGGGUGGCUCACGGGGCCGGAGGACGUCACUGCGCCGUGGGGGUGCCUCAACGGCAACGCGGACGUGUAUGCGCUCCGCUGGGAGCUGGAUGCGCUGCUGGACUUGGGGUCGGCGCUGCAGACGAUCCUCAAGUCGUAUGCGUGGGGCUAUGUCAAGUCCGAGAUCAUCAAGCGCACGGUGUUUGCGGCGCUCUGGGGAGCUGUCAUGUGGCCGGUGGCGUUGCUGAAGAUUGCCCGCGUCGUCGAUAAUCCGUUCUCGAUUGCGAAGCGCCGCAGCGAGAAGGCGGGACGGGUGCUCGCGGAUGCGAUCGUGAACCGCGCGCAGGGGGAGCGGCCGGUGACGCUGGUGGGAUACUCGCUGGGCGCGCGCGUGAUCUAUAGUUGUCUGCUGAGCCUGGCGGAGCGCGGCAUGUUUGGGCUGGUGGAGAAUGUGGUGGUUAUGGGGGCGCCGGUGCCGGCGGAUGCGGACGAGUGGCGGCGGAUUAGGAGUGUGGUGGCGGGGAGGUGUGUGAAUGUGUAUUCGGAGAGCGACUAUAUCCUGGCGUUUCUGUACCGCACGAGCAGUAUCCAGCUUGGUGUGGCGGGGCUGCAGAGGAUUGGGGUGAGCGGGGUGGAGAAUGUUAAUAUGGGGCAUGUGGUGGAGGGACACUUGAGGUAUCGGUAUGUGACGGGGAUGGUGCUGAAGGAUAUCCUAGGGGAGGAUGUGGAGAGGGAGGUGGUGGAGAAGGAGGAGAGGGAGUUGAAGUUGGUGAUGAGGCGUGAGGAGGAGAGGGAGAAGGGGGAAGGGGGGAAGGGGCAGGAGGAGGCGGAGGGCGAGAUUGACAGUGUGGUGGACAAGGCGGAGAAGGAGCUGGAGGAGAGGAGGAGGAAGAGGACGGCACUGGAGGAGGAGAGGAAGCAGGCGAUGGGGGAGUAA
Messenger RNA from Morchella importuna, 1932 nucleotides. RefSeq lists its product as uncharacterized. The record is from RefSeq and is a predicted model, not a curated record. Bases 1 to 1932 code for a protein of 643 amino acids. The transcript has a single exon. NCBI's taxonomy places the organism in Eukaryota, Fungi, Ascomycota, Pezizomycetes, Pezizales, Morchellaceae.